AAUGAGGAAGGUACCUGCUGCCGUUUGCGAAUAAAGGUAAUCGCUGGACAUCAACUGGCCAAAAAAGACAUAUUCGGUGCUAGUGACCCGUACGUACGGAUCGACCUCAACACCAUCUCCGGCGACGAAAACAUCGACUCGGUGCUAACGAAAACCAAGAAGAAAACCCUCAACCCCGUAUGGAACGAAGAGUUCAUCUUCCGGGUGAAGCCUAGCGAGCACAAGCUGGUGUUUCAGGUGUUCGACGAGAACCGGCUCACGCGGGACGACUUCCUGGGAAUGGUGGAGCUGCCGCUCGCGCAGCUACCGAAGGAGCCCACCGACGACGGUGUUCAGGUGCCAACCAAAAGCUAUCCGCUGCGGCCCCGAAGGUCAGUAGGGUAUGUUUGAGUUAGUUAUGGUUAUUUUUUAUUUCGUUGCACACUAAU
Messenger RNA from Armigeres subalbatus, 428 nucleotides. Its product is annotated as E3 ubiquitin-protein ligase Nedd-4-like. Gene Ontology annotation, molecular function: calcium ion binding. The record is from RefSeq and is a predicted model, not a curated record. Gene Ontology annotation, biological process: regulation of neurotransmitter secretion. The transcript is spliced from 2 exons. The annotation marks the transcript as partial. Gene Ontology annotation, cellular component: synaptic vesicle membrane. Lineage: Eukaryota; Metazoa; Arthropoda; Insecta; Diptera; Culicidae.